This is a messenger RNA of Strigops habroptila (Kakapo), 3684 nucleotides long. It is a transcript of the gene GALNT12, whose product is annotated as polypeptide N-acetylgalactosaminyltransferase 12. The record is from RefSeq and is a predicted model, not a curated record. The transcript is spliced from 10 exons. Bases 1 to 1758 code for a protein of 585 amino acids. Gene Ontology annotation, cellular component: Golgi apparatus. Lineage: Eukaryota; Metazoa; Chordata; Aves; Psittaciformes; Psittacidae.
AUGGCCAGCCGCCUCGGCCGCGGGAUGUGCUGGGGCAAACGGGGCCGGGGCUGCCGUGGCGGGGGCACGCUGCUCGCCCUGGGGCUGCUGGCUGCCGUCGGCUUCCUCGCCUGGCGGCACGGCCCGCCGCCCCGCCACGCCGUCCGCCGCGCCCCGCCGCAGCCGCCGCUCGCCACCGAGCUGCUGCGGAAGCCCGUGUACACGAAGCCGGCGCUGGACCCGGGGGCACUGGGCGAGCUGGGCCGGGCGGUGCGGCUGGAGCUGAGCCCGGCCGAGAAGCGGCUCCAGGAGGAGAGCAUCCGCCGGCACCAGAUCAACAUCUACCUGAGCGACCGCAUCUCCCUGCACCGCCGGCUGCCCGAGCGCUGGCACCCGCUGUGCAGAGAGAAGAAAUAUGAUUAUUACAGCCUGCCGAAAACCUCUGUUGUGAUAGCUUUUUAUAAUGAGGCUUGGUCAACACUUCUGCGAACUGUUCAUAGCGUUCUUGAGACAUCUCCAGAUAUACUUUUGGAAGAAAUUAUCCUUGUAGAUGAUUACAGUGACAAAGAACACUUAAAGGAGACUUUGGAAAACUACGUGGCUGGCUUACGCAAGGUGCGUCUUAUCCGUGCAAACAAGCGAGAGGGGCUGGUUCGAGCCCGGCUGCUGGGUGCAUCUGUGGCGAAAGGAGACAUCCUGACCUUCCUGGACUGCCACUGUGAAUGCCAUGAGGGCUGGCUGGAGCCGCUGCUGGCAAGGAUUGCGGAAGAAGAAUCAGCUGUCGUCUGCCCUGUUAUUGAUGUUAUUGACUGGAAUACUUUUGAGUACUUGGGAAAUGCUGGUGAGCCACAGAUUGGCGGAUUUGACUGGAGGCUGGUCUUCACUUGGCAUAGUACCCCUGAAAGAGAACAGAAGCGGAGGAAGUCCAAGACUGAUGUGAUCAGGUCUCCAACCAUGGCAGGUGGAUUAUUUUCUGUGAGCAAGAAGUACUUUGAUUAUCUUGGUUCGUACGACACAGGAAUGGAAGUCUGGGGAGGAGAAAACCUUGAAUUCUCAUUCAGGAUAUGGCAGUGUGGAGGAAGUCUUGAGAUCCACCCUUGCUCCCACGUAGGUCAUGUUUUCCCCAAGCAAGCUCCAUACUCACGGUCCAAAGCUCUGGCAAACAGCGUGCGUGCAGCGGAAGUGUGGAUGGAUGAAUAUAAAGAACUUUAUUACCACCGAAACCCACAUGCUCAACUGGAACCAUAUGGAGAUGUGACAGAAAGGAGACUCCUUCGAGAGAAACUGAAAUGUAAGGACUUCAAAUGGUUCUUGGAGAAUGUGUACCCAGAGCUUCAUGUACCUGAGGACAGACCAGGCUUCUUUGGAAUGCUGAAGAAUAGAGGAAUGGCAAACUUCUGUUUUGAUUAUAACCCUACAAAUGAACAUCAAGUAACCGGACACAGGAUCACACUGUACCCAUGUCAUGGCAUGGGACAAAAUCAGUUUUUUGAGUACACAGCCCAUAAUGAAAUACGUUACAACACCCGACAGCCAGAAGUCUGUGCAGCAGUUGAUUCGGGGACCGACUACUUGACAAUGUACUUGUGUCAGGAAAAUGUCCACAAUAUUCCUGAAAACCAGAAGUUUGUUUUCAGAGAGGAUGGUACCUUGUUUCAUCUUCAAACCCAGAAGUGCAUACAAGCAGAGUCAAACGCUUACAAUGGUAACCCAGCACCAUUGUUACGACCAUGUACAGACUCGGACUACCAAAAAUGGUUCUUCAGAGAAAGAAGUUGAUCCAGAUGUGGUCUAGGUUAUAGCUGAAUAUGAAAAUGUGCUCUUUUUAUUCAGCAGUUAGUCAGCCUUUUGAAAAUCACAUAAGUGAUACAUUUUUGUACAGAAAGAACUGUAAUUAGUUUACAAGCCUUGAAUUUCGUUUUCUGGAGCAUUAAAAGGCAUUGAGAGCUUGUGGUUAUGCCACAGAAUCACUCCUCUUCUUUACUCUUUAUUUGGCAGAUACAUAACUGCUUCUGAAGUGUCUAAGGUUCUUUUCACAAGCUACAAUAUAUUUUUUUUAAUCUACUGUGUGAAAGUAAGGCAGUCAAAAUAAUUGCACUAGUGUUAUCUGCCAGUAACUUAAAAUGUUUACUUUUCUACUAAAGCAUCCUGCAGUUGGCCCUUUUAGAAGAUAGUAGUUAAUCAUUCUUAUUGUCUUUUAAAUACGAAGAAGGUAAAUGUAGGCCAGAUUCUGCCCUAAGUGACUACCACAAAACUGUCACUGAAGACAGUGUGGAUUUGCACAUGAAGGCAGAGUAGGUCUGCAUGUAUUUGCACAAAUAACAAUCUAGAUGCUUACAGAUUGCACAUACUUGACAAUACUGUACAUCAAAUGUUGUGACAAUUUUACAUGCUAAUGGCACUUGACAAGUUUCUAAACAGGCUUAAGUCUAGUUUUGCAGUAAAAUGGGGAUUUUUCUCAUCUUAAAGAAAUACGGCAACAAUAUUUAAAGGUAAUGCUCUGGGGAAAGCUAUUUGCAUUCACAUGCAUCUAGUUAUGUGGUUGUGUCCCAGACUGCACAACUUACUUCAACAUUAUGUGGAUUUUCAACAUGCAUAAAACUUCCAAGAUCAGACCUAGCUAUAAUUCUUUUGACAAAUUUCAAAAUUGCAGUUAGAGAAAAUGAAUCUAAGAAAUUGUAUCUUUCAUUAAAUUGUAAAUGUUUAAAUGGUUAGUAUAAAAAAUGAUUAGAUAAACAAAAAUUGGUUUGCAACUAAUCGAUAUGACAAGCAGCUGAUAUCCCUACAAAAAGAAUUGUCUUUCAGUUUUAACUUGCAUUUUGUCCGGGAACUCCUUUUCUGGUAAGUUGGGAAUGUCAGUGCAUACAGUCUAUUGAAAACAUGGAGUUCAAUCUGCACUGGUACAAUAUGUUUUCUGCUGUGCUAUGCGGGAUCUGCCUUGCUUGAUCAGACAAGCAGUGUGUUUAGCAACAUAUUUGGUCAUUGACCAUCAUCAAUCAUUGCAAUGUUGAUUAAAGGGAUUUCAGCUCAUAAGGAAAGUUUCUUUCCAUAUCAGCUGAUAAUAUGUUUAUGCGUAGAAGCAUGAAAAUUUCAACCUUUUUUCCCUCAGAAGUCUUGGCAUCUGUUUCUACAAGUUUUGGAUGUAUUUUGUUACCUGCCUUUAUUCAUAGAAUCAUAGAAUCAUAGAAUCGUAAGGGUUGGAAAGGACCUUAAGAUCAUCUAGUUCCAACCCCCCUGCCAUGGGCAGGGACACCUUGCCCUAAACCAUGUGGCUCAAGGCUCUGUCCAACCUGGCCUUGAACACCGCCAGGGAUGGAGCAUCCACAACCUCCCUGGGCAACCCAUUCCAGUCCUUCACCACCCUCACUGUAAAGAACUUCUUCCUUAUAUCUAAUCUAAACUUCCUCUGUUUAAGUUUGAACCCAUUACCCCUUGUCCUACCACUACAGUCAUGUUUUCUAUAAAAAAUUUACAGCUUUUCCUUUGAACCCCUAUAAGCUUGUGCCAUUUUGGCAUACCUAUUUAUAUGAGUAGGGUGUGGGGGGGAGGGUUUCUGCCUGUAGGAGAUGACUAUGUAGGUUCUUCCGAGUUCUGUCUAAACCAAUGUAGAUAGAAUGAUUUUGUGAGCACCUUUCAAGUUUUGUCUCUGCAGGCUGGACUGAUGAAAUCGUUGUUAGAAUUAAUAAAAUAUUUUGUGAUUCAGUA